AUGUCUCGUCCAGUCCACCGACUGGUCCAUUCGUCACGCCAAACCUCGUCUGGGUCGUUCCACGCCGGCGCGCCGGUGCCUUCGGUCGAGUCUUUCUUGAAGCGCAAAUCGUCCCAGCGAUACCAGACCUUUCCGUCCCAGCCGCCCAAGUCACCCCUCGAGCAGCCACCCAUCGGAGAUCUCUCCUCUGAUUCCGACGGCUCCCCGUCCGACGACGACGAUGACGAUGAUUCCAAGGCGACCCCGUUGCCAGUCCGCCAGCUCCUGCUGCUAGCAUACCUCUCGCUGUCGGAGCAGACGGCGCUCAAUUCCAUAUCCCCAUACCUUCCCGAGAUGGUCGAGUCCAUGCCCGAUAUCCCAGAGGAGAGUAGCGGCCUGUACAUUGGCAUUCUGGCAAGCGCAUUCGCCCUCGCCCAGCUGUCGACCAAUUUCCUCUGGGGGUACGCCUCGGAUAUCGUCGGUCGGAAGCCCGUCCUGCUGCUGGGGACCUUCGCCCUGAUGCUGUGUUUUCUCGCCUUCGGAUUCUGCAAAUCCUACUGGCAACUCAUCCUCACGCACAUCGCCAUGGGUAUGCUGAAUGGGAAUGCCGCCUGCGUGCCCACGGUCCUGGGCGAGGUCACGGACCGAUCGAACCAGAGCCGGGCCUUCACCUACCUCCCCGUCAUCUACUCCCUUGGCAGCAUUACGGGCCCCGCCCUCGGUGGGCUCCUGGUGGGGAGGAUGGGCUCAGAGUACCCGUACCUGGCGCCCAACAUUCUUGGAGCUGCCAUGCUGGCCAGCAGCUGUAUCGUUGUGGCAAUCUGGUUUGAGGAAACCCUCGACGAGGAAGACGCUGUUUCCUUCGUGGUCCCCUCCUGGGUUCGUCGAAUUGGCUCGUGGGCAUCGCCCAGGCGGCUAUCGGUGGGUGGGAAGGGCUCGCUGUCCAGGAGCAACUCCUGGAGCGCUCGAUGGCCGCGCUCCCAGGCGGCGCAGCGGCCACUUCUGUCUCGGUCGCCUUCAGUGGACAGCAAUGGUGACGAUUCGGAUGACCAGAGCAGUACAUCCACACUGAACGGGGGGACGCCAUGGAAGGAACUCCUCAAUCGGACCACCCUGCUUCUUCUCGCUACUUAUCUUGUUUUCCAACUGUCAAACAUCAGCUUCAACAGUCUCUACCCCAUCUUCGUGGCCACCUCUCCUCCAGCCGGGCGCGAUCUGAGUCCCGGGAAGAUAGGACUCACUCUCAGCGCUGCGGGUUUCACCACGAUCGUGUUCCAAGCCUUCAUCUUCCAGCCAGUCAAGGCUAGGCUGGGGAACAUGGGGACGUAUCGGAUCGCGCUCCUCGGUAUUGCUGUCAGCAUGGUUUUGAUGCCCUGGGUCGGCCACUCCGACGAUCAGCCGCUCUUCGGUGUGUGGGAUGGCAAGGUCUGGCUGUAUAUCGAGCUGCUGACUGUGCUGGUCGUCAAAAACAUCUGCGCCGUCGGCGGUUUAUCCAGCGUAAUGCUCCUGAUAACCAACUCGGCUCCGUCGCACAACAGUCUCGGCACACUUAACGGCGUUGCUCAGACGCUGUCGGCCCUAGGAAGAAGCAUUGGCCCUUUCGUCUCCGGCAGCCUGUUCGCCCUCUCCACGAACAUCCAUCCAAAGGGAGAGGUCUUGUCGUGGACUCUGUUCGGAGGCCUCGCCCUGUGCGGCUGGGUCGGCUCCCUGUUCAUUCACUCGGAUGCGCUGGAAAGCGACGACUGGACGGGUUCUAGCGAGCAUCUGGAUCACCCUGAUGAUGACGCUGUAUGA
Clonostachys solani is the source of this 1773-nucleotide messenger RNA. The record is from the annotation of a GenBank genome assembly. Lineage: Eukaryota; Fungi; Ascomycota; Sordariomycetes; Hypocreales; Bionectriaceae.